Molecule: messenger RNA, 786 nt
Organism: Helobdella robusta
Lineage: Eukaryota; Metazoa; Annelida; Clitellata; Rhynchobdellida; Glossiphoniidae
Exons: 3
Source: RefSeq, a predicted model, not a curated record
AUGAAGGGCUACCUCCGAGAUGUACUGAUUCGCAACAAACAUUCUAUUAACGACAAACAGCUUAUCUGCCCUGUUCACGGUGUUCAUCAUCCAAACUCUGAACACAACAACGGCCCUAACAUGUUUGGCCCGGGCAUGUUUGGUACUGAAAAGUUUGGACCUGGACGAUAUGGUCCAGGGUUAUUUGGUUUUAACAAGUUUGGCCCAGGUGAUGUCAAUAAGAUUAAAAAGAAACAUGCUCCUUAUGAAUAUGUAAUUUACAACAACGAUGAUAACGACGGUAUUUCUAAUUUUGGCCCAAAAUAUUACGGCACUCCCAACAUGUUUGGUCCCAAUAAAUAUGGCCCUGGAAUGUUCGGCCCGGGAUUGUUUGGCUCCAACAAGUUUGGUCCCGGCGAUUUUGGUCCUAAAAAAGUCAAGCCGUAUAAGACUGGCCCUAAAGAUUUUGGUCCCUGGAAAUAUGGCCCUGCAGAGUAUAAGCCUUGGAAGUAUGGUCCUGGAAGGUAUGGUCCAGGGAAGUAUGGAUCUGGGAUGUAUGGUCCUGGAAAGUAUGGUCCUGGGAUUUAUGGUCCUGGGAUGUAUGGUCCUGGAAUGUAUGGUCCUGGAAUGUAUGGUACUGGGAAGUAUGGAUCUGGUAUGUACGGCCCCAAUAAAUUUGGAUUGAAAUAUCCUUCAUACAAGUAUAUGAACAACGUUGGUUUGAAACCGUAUGGCCCUGGUAAUUUAGGCCCUGGACAAUACGGCCCAAGCCAAUUCGGCCCAAGUAAGUUUGGUCAAGGUCAGUUC